Molecule: messenger RNA, 2673 nt
Organism: Spathaspora passalidarum NRRL Y-27907
Lineage: Eukaryota; Fungi; Ascomycota; Pichiomycetes; Serinales; Debaryomycetaceae
Exons: 1
Coding region: 113-1555 (480 amino acids)
Source: RefSeq, a predicted model, not a curated record
ACUGUUCUGAUAGUACAACUCCAGCACCAGGUUUGGUUAGUGAUACACGGUCUGCUUAAUCUAUCAAGUCAGUUGAGUUUAACUUGAGGAAAGUGUCGAAUAAUCAAAUAAGAUGUACAACUACAGCAGUGCGUAUCAAGGGUAUAAUUUGAACCCACCCACGUCAAACGCGGCCAGCAAUAAUGGCAAUCUCCAAAACAACAACAAUAACAAUGGUAACAGCAAUAAUAAUUCCAACGCCGGGACCAACCCUCAACAAGGACAAGGCGUAGGUGUAGGAGUUGUUCCAUCAGCCACGAACCCUAUGUUAUCGGAUAGAGGCAAGAAUAUUCGUCACAAUAUGUUGCAGAACACUGCGCCAUACUAUUCGCGGACUUCUCCAGUACCACCAUUGAGCCACCAGAUGCACCACCAACCACACACUAGCCACAGAUCGGCAUUGGGCACGGGGGUUCCCAACAUGGGCUUGCCAUCGGUCCAGCAGAUCCGUCAUAUCCAACCACAACAAACCCAACACGCACAACAACAGGGACAAAAUCAAUCUCAAAAUCAACAAUAUACCCAGUAUCAACAACAACAACAACAACAACAAACCUCGCCUCAACCAACUACACAACAGAUUUUUGCUUCCCAAUUGACCAAUGACCACCAACCUCAACAAUUGGACCCAAGCCAACUUCUGGCUUUCACCCCUCAACAACAGCAACAAUACCAACAGCUGAUUAUGCAACAACAAUAUUUGCAACAACACCAACAGCAGCAACACCAACAGCCACAAGUUGUCCAACCACAACAGGUUCAGCCUAGACAAUACCUGACGGUGCAAAUGCAACAAAUCCACCAACAGGGACACAUGCUGCUCCAACAACCUCAACAACAGCAACAACAACAGCAAGCUCCUACUGGAUCGAUCUCACCGGAACAACAACAACAACAGCCACCACAAAAGAAACCCAGAAAGCAACGUGUUACCAAGAAACAACUCGAACAACAAAAAGAACUUGAGCAAGAGCAAAGGAGACAACAACAGGAACAACAAGAAUUGUUGAAAGUGCAACAACAGUACCAAUUAACUGCUGAUGGUAAGAAGAAGAGAGGACGUCCCAAGAAGUUGAUCCAUGAUCCAACUACCAACACAUUCAUUGACUCUAGCCACCCACAUUUCAAAGCAUUGAACAAGACCAUGAAGGAAGCUGCUGCCGCGACUGCCCAUGUCGAUGGUUCAAACGGAAACCUUGUACAAACUCAAAAUUUGCAACAACAGCAACAACCACAACAACAACUGCCACCACAACAAACCCAACCUAAAAAGAAACAACGUCGUACUAAUGACGCUGCAAGAUCUGCCAAGAAUGAAAACUUGUCGCCUUCGUUGUCGAGAUUAUUCAACCAACCACCUUCCAUGCGAACAUUAGACGAUGAAGCCGUGCAGCAAUUGCUUCAAAAGAAGGAUAAGAGAGGAAGACCUAGAAAAUUUCCUGUGGAAGAAACUGGUAUUACCAUUAAGGGAAUUAGAGUUAAUGGUAAUGUCAAGCAUAGAGUCCAAAAGAGUUGAAUCCCAAAAAAUACUUUUGCUGUAUUAUUAACAUGAAGAAGAUAUCCUUGUCUAUGUUUUGUUUUGCCUAAUUUGUUCAUUGUUAAUUACAUUUUGUUUAUUUUUUAAAAUCGUGUGAUAAUUAGUUAGUUUGUGUAUGUCUUUGUUUCUUUACCUUUUGUACUUUAUAUAUAUAUACCUACUUGUUUCUAUAUAAUCUUAUUCAUGAACCGCCCAAUGGCAAUCAUAGGUGCACAGAAUGCCUUGAUCAUCAUACACAAGGCAUCAAUUAACCGACUCAAUUCAAACAAGAUCCACAUGAAUAUUCCCAAUUCGAGAAAUAUCACCAAGGUUUGGGCUUGAGGAAACCAUUCGCCCAUGAUAUCAAUGGGUGAGAACACACGCCUCAUAAUGUCAAUUUUCUUGAUCAAACUGACAAAGUUGGACACUACCGCAAGCGGUGUAUGAGGGUCAAGGGUAAAGAAUCUUCCUGCUAGCGACCGGGCAUGGGUCAUGGUUUGAUACAUUAAUGGAAGUCUAUGAACAGAUGCCGCUUCUGAAUCCGAAUCAACAUCAUCCACUUCCAUUGAUGACAGCGAUGUUGGCGGUGUUGGUUCGAGUUGUUUCGUUAUUGGGUUAUAGUAAAGUUCCUCAGCUAUAUCUUCAUCUGAAUUGUCACUAUCACAUUCAAUGACAAAUUCUUUACUUUCGACAUCGUCGUCACCUUCUUCGUUGGAGUGGACGCUCUUGCUGUGAAUACUCUUACUGUGGAUACUCUUGCUGUGUAUGCUCUUACUAUGAACACUUUUUGCCUUUACACUUGCUGGUUUUAAAACCUUUUUCUUGUCGGUCUUGGCUAACUCGCCAGUCAACACAUUUGCAACAGGUUGAUUCCAAUUUCCAAAUAUUAUCUUGGAGUUCUUAGUGAAUCCCUUGAGAUUUUUCUUGAUUAUUCUCGUGUUCUUGGUGUAUGGAGAUUCCAUGACCGGAGCAGGUUUGGGUUUGGGCUUAGGCGCUUCCUUUUCCUCUUUUUCCUUGUUGGGUUCAGUUGGUCUGUCGUAUUUCACAAGAGAAAGAAGAUAGUUCCAGCCAGGACUGAAUUUGUCAUCUGCUUUCUUGUGUUCUUCCUUCUUUUCCUC